Molecule: messenger RNA, 628 nt
Organism: Dreissena polymorpha
Lineage: Eukaryota; Metazoa; Mollusca; Bivalvia; Myida; Dreissenidae
Exons: 3
Coding region: 293-628 (111 amino acids)
Source: RefSeq, a predicted model, not a curated record
UGUUACCCUGGACGUUAUGGACUGUUUUGUGAACACGCAUUUCCUUUAAGUUGCCUGGAUAAUAUGUGUGAUAAAACAAACGGUCAUUGCUUCGAAUGCAUACAUGGAUUCUCUGGUGAGCUAUGCAAUGUGUCUUUAUGUCCUGCUAAUUGUUUGAGUUGUAUCGGCUUAAAGUGCAAUAUGACCGGCAGAAUAUGUACUAGAGAAGGUGUGUGUAUUAACGGAUGUGUUACAGACUUCAUAGGACCGUCAUGUGACAGAACGUGCCCCACACACUGUGCACAAGUGCCGAAUGGAAGCAGGUGCUCUAGCGACGGAGUAUGUAACAAUGGAUGUACGCUUCAUUAUUAUGGCAGUUGGUGUGAGAACGUGUGUCCAGCAUAGUGUCUAUCGGUUGGUACCGGACACAGAUGCGUUGAUAAUGGAACAUGUAAGGAAGGCUGUAUUGCAGGGUACUCAGGAGAAAGAUGCGGGCAACGAGAUGACUCACUUCCCCCGGACGACUGUAAAUCUGCUAGUACAGCAGGAAUCGUGGCAGGUUCGUUUUUGGUGGUGUGGCCCUAACAGUUGCAUGUGGGGUGAUCGCACUUGUAGUGUGGAUGAAGAGGAAGAAACCUACAAAUACUAA